AUGUGUUUAGUAAUAAAAAUGUCCUUAGGGUUUCUGUCCGUGCCACCUGCAAAAGCAGUUGAGCUUCCCCCCGGCACGUGGACCCCCGUAACCUUGGGAACGCCGGGAGGAAAUUCCUUUCGCGUGACGCUAAUCGACGAUGCUUGUAACGAGGUGUCGCCGUGGCACGACGUGCCGCUGCAUUCCUCCAACGGUACAUUCAACGCGGUCUGCCUCACUCCCAAGGGCUGUCAAGACGACUACGAGGUCGCCGUUCGCGAACGCCUCGCGCCGCUGCGAAUGCGGUUACGCAAUAACAAACCCAUGCGCUUCGCCGACCCGAUCCCGUGGAACUUCGGCGUGUUCCCGCAAACCUGGGCCGACUCGUCCACUCGCUGCCCGGAAUUCGGGAACCUACCCUUAGACGACAGUCCCGUGGAGUUAAUCGAUAUAGGUAGCCAGGUCCGGCAGUUAGGCGAGGCGUACGCGGUCGAGCCGCUAGCGGCGUUUGUGCUGGUGGAUCCGCGCGGGUUCCAGCUUUCGUGGAAGGUGGUGGGGAUCGCGACGGACGACCCGUCGGGGUUUCAGGACCUGAGCGACGAGAACGUGGCGGGGAUCGUGCAGACGCUGCUGGACUGCAUUCGCGACUGGCUGCGCGCGGGGCGGCACUGCGGAGGUGAAAAGACAAAAGUGCUUACGCUAAGCCAGGGCAAGGCGGGCCAGGACAAGGUGAUGGAAAUCGUCGCUCAGGCGCACGCAGCGUGGCAGCUGCUGCGCAGCGGGUCAGCUGAUAACGAGGACAUGGGCGACCUGCUGCUCUCGCCGAACCUGCUGCACCGGAAGCCCCAGUCCGGACCUGCGGUUCGGAUCUUCGCCGAGUCGUACGCGACAGAUUCGGCGAAUAAGGACAAGGCCGUGAUUGACGAGCAGGAUAUUAAGACGCUCGUGGCUCCGGUGUUUGGGAGGUCGAAGAAACCGAGCGGCAGCGGGCAGGCAGGGUUGAAAAAGCUGGGCGGCAGCCAGACGGUCAGCCGGUUUCUCGGGCGGCUGCGGCGGCCGUCACAGGCAUUUGGCAGCGACGCCCUGGGGGGAUUAGACCUCUCCGCUAUCCAGCAGACGCUCUUUGACAACCCUCAGAUCUCCCAAAUCUCUAAAAACUCUCCAAAAUCUCCGGAUUUCCGGGACUCUCGGGAGCGUGAGGGUUUGUCAGGUAGAAAGCGGUCGUCCCAGGCGUUCGGGAGUGACGCACUGGAAGGAGUGGACCUCUCUGGCUUGCAGCAGCCGACUUUUGAGGCGCCUCAAAAAUUCGGGAGCGACGCCCUGGGAGGAAUGGACCUCUCUGGUUUGCACCAGCCGCAGCAGCAGCAGCAGCCGCAGCCGCAGCAGCAGCAGGUGGAUUUCGCGGGAAAUGCAGCAGCAGGUGCGGUGGCAGGGCGGCGGGGAGGUGAUUGGGGGACUGGCGAAGGGGGAAGCGGUGAGGGGGGGUACGGUGAGCGGGGGAACGGGGAGGAUGAAGGGGAGGAAGGGGCGGCGCUGUCUCAGGGGGGUCUGAGGUCCAGGAGUUUCAACUCCGCGUAUCCCCCCUCCUUUUCCGCCCAGGACCAGCUAAACAUGCGCCUGGAUGGGCUGGGGCAGCGGGGGGCGCAGGGGGUGGCGCAGGGGGGAAAGGGGGCGGCACAGGGGGUGGCGCAAGGGGGGCCGCAGUGGGGGGCGCAGGAGGGCGUAAGUAUGGCGUUUGGCCGGACCCGUAGUGCAGGGUCCGCGGAAGGGAGGGCGGGGGGAGCGGUGGCUAUAUUAGGGGCGGGCGGGGCGGGCGGGGCGGGCAGGGCGGAAGAGGAUACAGCAGGCCAGGCGCCGUCCACGUUAUCAGCCUCCCAGUCCCGUUAUAGGGCGUGGCGGAACCUCCUAGUGGAUGUGCAUCUGGGGGGGAGAUCCGCCAAGGGGGGCGGAAACGAGGGGCGGGGGUUCCUGGCGGAAGGGGCAGGGGCGGGCGCAGGCAUAGGGGCGGGCGCAGGGGGAGCAGGGGGGGCCUUUGGUCCCCCGUCCUCCUCCUCCUCCGCCUCUACCCCCUCCCCCCUCCCAUUCCCCCCUCUUCCCCCUUCCGCCCCCCUCUCCGCCUCCUAUAACGGCCGCCCCACCCCCCCCGCCUGUGGGGAACUCCUAGAGGAGGUUCCGCGGAGCAGGUCUACGCCCCCAGGUGCCCCCCUUUCCGCCUCUGCGGGAGCGGGCAGGGCGGGCGGGGCAGGCGGAGUGGCGCUCAGGCGGAGCCUGCGCCACAGCAGGAGUCAUAGCUUCUCGGAAGCUUCCCAGGAUGGGGGGGGUGUGGGGGGAGGCGCGCGGAGGGAGGGGGGCGGGGGCGGGGGCGGUGCAGGGGGUGAAGGGGAAGGGGAGGGGAGGGCAGGGGGGAGCAUGCAUGGGGGGUUUGGGGAUGGGUCAGGGGGGAAUGGGGGCGGCUGGGGCGCAAGCGCGGUGUGGGGGGGUGUUACCACUGGCGGGGGCAGCGGAGGCUACGGCAGCGCAGGGUGGUUUUCCGCUUGUGGCAGUGUUAGCGGUGAUAUCUUCAGCAACAGCGGGAGGAGCAGCAGCAGCAGCCUGAGCAGCAGAGAGGGGGGGAGAGAGGGGCGCGAGGGGCGCGAGGGGAGGGAGUGGCGAGAGGGGCGUGAGGGGAGGGAGGGGAGGGAGGGGAGGGAGGGGAGGGAGGGGAGGGAGGGGAGGGAGGGGAGGGAGGGGAGGGAGGGGAGGGAGGGGAGGGAGAGUACGAGAUCACUGAGUAUGGUGCUAGAGCCGAUUCAAGGCACUCCCAACACAAGCCCUCUACCCGCGGACUCCCUUCCCCCCUCCGCCUUUGCCUCCGCCCUCCCUUCCGCCCUCCCCCCUCCGCCCCUGUCCGCCUUCGCCUCCCCCUCAGGUGCCACCACGCCCCCCUAUGCCAACCGCUCCCCCCGAUCCAGCCCCCUUUCCCGCUCCUCCCGCGCGCAUUCCCACCUUCCCCCCAUCCCCCCGCCCUCCCCUGGGCCUUCCCCCGGGGUUUCCCCCGGGCUUCCCCCUGUCAUUCCGCCCACGCACAGCGGGAGCAGCGGGGGAAAGAGCCCCCUGAUGAGCCCGCGCGCGUUUCUACACGGCAGCAGCCCCCCCAGCAGCAUCAGCCCCCAUGGGUUCAGCCCUGGUGACGUGGUAAGUGCUGGUGGGGGCGGUGGUGCGCGUGAUGGGGACGGCGGUGGGAGCGGAGGGAGGAGGGGGAGCAGGGGGAGCAACACGGGGACUGGAUCAGUGAGGGGAAGCAGCAGUGGCGGAGGGGGGCUGUUUGGGGGAUUGAUGAGCGCAGGGCGGCGGAUGGGUGGCAGUGUGAGGGAGCGGAGUCGGCACGCGAGGCGGCAUUCUUUGGAUGUAGUGGCGGCUGUUCCCCUCCUCUCCCCCAUCACGAGAGGACUUUUCUCCUCAGGGAAAAACCCCGAGGCAGCAACGGGAGAGGAUGUAGGAUCAGGAGAUAUUACAGGAACAGGAGGAGCAGGAGGAGCAGGAGGAGCAGGAGGAGCAGGAGGAGCAGGGGGAGCCGGGGAUAUUGCGGGGGCAGGAGGGGCAGGGCUGGUGGGAGGUGAAGGAAGUGGGGUGGAAGGGGGGAGCAGAGGGCUGGCAGAGACAGCGGGAGGUUCAGGAGGGGGAACAACAGGGGGGUCGUGCCUCCCUGUGUCGCCAAGAGGCUUCCCCAGGGCUUCAGCCAGCGUGAGCAGUGGUGUGGAACCAGGCUCGCACGGAGGGUCGGGUGGCGAUGCAGGUUCGGGAGGAGGAGUGUGGCCGUGGUCCCGGCCGUCUGUGAAGCUUCGGCUCCCAACCAUGCGGGCUGGGCGCAAGGCGAGGGAUGGGCGGGGGGAUGGGGUAGGGGACGAGGGGGGAGCGAAGGCGGCUUUUGAGGCGCCUCAAAAGGUGAGGGAUGGGCGGGGGGAUGGGGUUGGAGAGGAGGGGGAGCAGAGGCGGGAGAUGGUGGGGGAGAAGUUGGGGAAGAUGGUGGGAGCGAAUGGGGGAGAGGAGGGAUGGGAGGAGGGGGUGAAGCGUCUUUGGAUGCUUUUCACAUCGGCCCUCUCAUGGCCGAAUGACCACACCAGCUCACUUCAUGUCCCUCCGCCUCCCCUGGCCUCCCCCCCUUCCCUUACCUGCUCCCUGUCCCCACACCCACCGCGCCACCCCUCCCCCCUUCUCACUCGCACGCCCUCUGCUCCUCUUAGGCACACACCCCCUCCUCCUCCUCACCACAGUCCGUCUCCUCCUCCCCGCACCCCAUCUCCUCCUCCCCACACCUCCUCUCCUCCUCCCCACACCUCCUCUCCUCCUCCCCACUCCUCCUCUCCUCCUCCCCACACCUCUUCUCCUCCUCCUCGCACUGCCUCUCCGCCCCUCAACCCCCCCCAUCGCGCUCAGAGCGCUGCCCGAUCCUUCCUGUUACAGGAGCUCGGGGGUAGGCGCCCCCAAGGCUUCCUCCGAACCUCCAGCGUAGCCGCGGCACUGCCAGGCUUGGCGAGCCCAGGUCUGGGCGAAAGCUCGCCGGAGUGGGCCAGGGGAAGAGGCAGUAACAGGGGGGGCAAUGACAAUGGUUCGGGCGGUAACCAGAUCAGUGGUAACCAGACCAGUGGUAACUCCCCUCCUCGCCCCCCGUCGUGUGAGAGAAAUCAACGGUCCAAAUCCCCUUUGAGCCGGCCUGAUAGGAGCAGCAGCAGGGGGAGGGAGAGAGAUGGGACUGUAGAGGGGAGAAGCCAAGGGAGGGAGAGAGGUGGGGUUGCAGAGGGCAGCAGGGGGCGAGAGGGGGAUGCGAAUCUGGAUCCUUUGAAUAAGGAGCAGACAGGGAAGGCAGAGCACCGAAGAGAGCAGGAGGUGUGUGGGGAAGAGGAGAGCGGGAAAGAGGAGAUCAGGUUCGGGAGGGGGGCAGCAGAUGGCAGAGGAGAGAGUGGAGGAGAGAGCAGAGGUGGCGCAGGGGAGGAUGAGGUCCCUCCCUCUCCCUCUCUCUCCGUUUCACUCACGUUUUCCCGGAAGUUGCCUGUGGGGAGUGGCAGUGCUGCUGACGAGGCUGGGAAGGGGUGUGAAGCAGCGGGUGUCGGCUCCACUCGCAACCGGCACACUCGCAACGGUGACGGUUCCCCGCCCCUCUCCCCUUUCCGAGGAGACGGGGAUGAUCCUUCCCCGUCUCCUCGGCACCGCUUCAAGUCGCCCCUGAAAGGCCGCGAGGGGAGGGACUGGUCGCCACAGAUGGGACGGGAGGGAAGGGACUGGUCCCCUCCUGCGCCGCGGCCGAGGAAAGAGCUUUCAGGCAGCAGUGUGGCUCAGCGACGGGCUUCUCUCUUCGCCCUUCCUGGCUCUGCUGCUGCUGCUGCUUCUGCUUCUCUAGAUGAUGGGCCGUCUUCUAAAGACCGAAAAGGCUCGUUCCGAAAUCGUGGUGGCUCGUUCAAGGACCGGAGUAGUGGGCGGUUGGAGGAGGAUGAGGAUGAGGAGGAGUCCUCUAGGGACCUCAGUGGGUCGUUCAGAGGCCGGAGCAGGUCGUCUCGAGAUCUCAGUGGCUCGUUUGCCGAACCUGGUGGCCCGUUGGGGGAGCGCAGUGGCUCGUUCAAGGACCGGGAGAGGGAGGGAAGGAGGGAGAGUGGAGGGCGGGGUGGGCAGAGCGAGAGCAGUGCUACGAGCCACGGGAGUGAAGGGCAGGAGUUGUGGGGUGUGCGUAGUGGUGAGAAGGGUGGAGAGAAGGGUGGAGAGAGGUGGGGAGAGGGAGGGGACGGUGGAGAGGGAUAUGGGCAGAGGGAGGGGGUAGUUGUGAGUAGGCAGGGGGUUGAGCGUGGUUGGAUGGAGAAGGAGAAGGAAAGCAAGGAGGAAGAGGAGGAGGAUGAAGAGGAGGAAGGAGAGGAGGAAGAGGAAGAAGAAGAGGAAGAGGAGGAAGACGAGGAAGAAGAGGAGGAGGAGGACGACGAGGAAGAUGAGGAGGAAGAGGAUGAGGAGGAAGAGGAUGAGGAUGAGGAAGAAGAUUAUUCUGAGGGGGAAGAGGAGGAGGAAGAGGAGGAAGAGGAGGAAGGCGACAGUGAUGGUUCAAGAGUGGAGCGACGGAGGGGCAGAGGGGCGUCUAAGAAGCCAGAGCCCAGGCAGUACGCGUGGGAUAUAAUCACACCCGAUACAGCGUCCUUCACCACCACUAAGUUGUCAUCCACCAACCAUCACGUACACAAGGAGGCAAAGGGGUCGCUGGUGGGCGGCGUGAUUAUCGGCAUCGCCGCGUCGCUUCAUCUCCUAACCACGGGCCGCAUCAUGGGCGCGUCGGGAAUUGUCAACGGCGUCGUCACGGGCGUGCCGGACUGGGCUUGGCGCGCAGUGUUCCUCGCGUCGAUGACAGCCGUCGGAUCGUUCACGAUGCUCAUCGACAGCGGGCACGCGUUCGGGUCCAAGCCCCCCUCCGUGGGUGACGAUCCGGGUCUCGCGCUCAUUCUGCCCAUCGCCGCCGGGCUGCUCUGCGGCUUCGGCUCGCAGUUGGGAAGCGGGUGCACGUCCGGCCAUGGCGUGUGCGGCUUGCCGCGCUUCUCCCUGCGCAGCGCCGUAGGCGUCGCCACCUUCAUGGCUACAGGCGCCGCUACAUCCAUGAUCCUCGGCGCCAUCGCCACCGGCGCUACAGCCGCCAACCGGCCCCCCGGCGAGCCCAUCCCAGCCACCAACACGUGGCUUCUUGUGCUGGCCGUCUGUGCUACAGCCGUGGGAGCUAUUAUCGCGUACAGAUGCCCGUACUGCAACGAGUUUCUUGAUGGUAGUGGUGCUGGCGGGGCUGCGGCUGGAGAAACGGCAUCGCUUGCUAAGGAUGCUGCCAAACCGGCCUGCUCCAGUGGGGCCUGCUCCCUCUCCUCCUCCGCACCCUCCUCCUCCUGCUGUUCCGCCCUGCUCCAUCCCAUCAACGUGCUGCGAGCGUCGCUUGUCACGGGAGCAAUUUUCGGCAUCGGACUCGCUCUUAGCGGCAUGUGCAAUCCCUACAAGGUGAAGGACUUUCUAGACCCAGUGCACGGGUGGGACCCCAGUCUCGCCUUCGUGAUGGGCGGCGCCGUGGCAGUCAAUGUCGUCACCUUCCGCUUCAUUCUCGCGCGGCCCAACCCUCUCUUUGACACCAAGUUCUUCGUCCCCUCGCGCACCGACAUCACGUGGGAGCUCGUGGUUGGGUCGGCAAUCUUUGGCAUUGGGUGGGGUCUAGCCGGCUACUGCCCGGCUCCGGCAUUUGUCAGCCUCUCCACUGGGAAUGUGCCGGUGAUUGCAUGGGUGUCCUCCCUAAUUGCAGGCAUGGGCUUGUAUCAGCUGUUUAUGAAGCUUCUAAAGCGGUGGGCCCCUAACAUAAUCAGCGGAAGAACCGUCGCACGACGUCGCCACGUACUCAUGGCGACAGCCGGUCGUCGCGCGCGUGUGGCAGUGGACGUCGUGUCCGACACCGUUUGUCCGUGGUGCUUCGUCGGCAAGCGAAACCUGGAUAAGGCCAUCGCUGAAUUCGCUGACGUCGCGGACGUCGAGGUCCGGUGGCAUGCGUUUCAGCUCAACCCCAAGGCCUCCAAGGAGGGGGUGAGCAAGCUCGACCUCUACCGCUCUCUCUUCGGCGACCGAAUGCCGGCCAUUACCGCGCGCAUGACAUCCGUGUUCGAGGAACUUGGGCUCAAAUACAGCCUGGGUGGACUCACGGGCAACACGUUGGACAGCCAUCGGCUGAUCGCGCUGGCAGGGAUGAAGGACAGGGAGAGGGGCGGUGAGCCGGCCGGCUCCUCUCUUCAGCACCGAGUGGUGGAGGAGCUGUUUCUGGAUUACUUCACUCGAGAGAAGUUCAUCGGCGACAGACAAGUGCUGUUGGCCGCAGCAGAAAGGGCCGGGUUGCAAGGAGCAGCAGAGUGGCUUGACAACCCACAGGCAGGCUUGCAAGAGGUGGAGGCUGAAUUGCAACGCUAUCGACCACGGGUCUCAGGCGUUCCACAUUUCAUUAUUGGUGGCCAGGAGUUUUCAGGUGCUCAGCCCCCUGCUGUUCUGCUAGAAGCUCUGAAAUCUGCAGCAUCUGUUAAAUCUUGA
Messenger RNA from Closterium sp. Yama58-4, 8037 nucleotides. NCBI's taxonomy places the organism in Eukaryota, Viridiplantae, Streptophyta, Zygnematophyceae, Desmidiales, Closteriaceae. The record is from the annotation of a GenBank genome assembly.